Molecule: messenger RNA, 1901 nt
Organism: Branchiostoma floridae (Florida lancelet)
Lineage: Eukaryota; Metazoa; Chordata; Leptocardii; Amphioxiformes; Branchiostomatidae
Product: sorting nexin-16-like
Exons: 10
Coding region: 351-1733 (460 amino acids)
Biological process (GO): endosome to lysosome transport; early endosome to late endosome transport; protein targeting to lysosome
Cellular component (GO): extrinsic component of endosome membrane; early endosome; late endosome
Molecular function (GO): phosphatidylinositol binding
Source: RefSeq, a predicted model, not a curated record
ACGUCACGUCUCGAAGUUCGAAGAGCACUGUAUGUAUGAUGUAUGGGCACGUGAGCGGCCGUGUGUCCUAUAUACCUGCCAAACUCUGACUUUUCUUUCCAUAAAUCCAUAAUCAAUCUACGGUAUCGGUGAUCAGACCUUACAGGCGACCAUGGAGGUCCAGAAAAGACGGUGAAAAGGGACCUUUCCGGCGGGAACCCGCGGCGAAAACGACCCGUCUUUCCUCUCACGCAACCGCCAGUAAACGAUCAAGGGAAAGCCACAAGGAAGACCCCAACCCCCCACCGGCCACAUCCACCAUAUGGUCUGAAUUUUUCGCUUGAAGUUAUCAAAGAAGACUUCUGUUCAACAUGCAACCCGCUGGGAUAAGGAGGCAAGACAGAACUGUGGAGGGUUGGCGGACAAAUGACCCCCCCUCCUCCAGGUCAUCCCCCCUCCCCACCUCCCCAUACCCCCCUACACCGGACUCCCCUGAAGUAGAGACAGAUGAUCACAACAAUGGAGACAGUGAGGUUGAACCAGAAGUUGCCGUUGACGCGGUUUCUAUCGUGGAGUCAGAAGGCACGGACAGAACUCCUUCCCCCUCGGACUUGGAGGGUCGUCCACCGACCGCGGCAAGUAGCAUGCUGGACUGCUCGGAAACGAGCUCACAACACGAGUUCUCGUACCACACGCAUCAGAUACAGACCUCACCUUUAUCCGAGGAGUUUGAGGGACUGAGAGUCCCCAUAAUAGGGUAUGAAAUCAUGGAGCAGAGGGCAAGAUAUACACUUUUCAAGAUCCAUGUGCAAGUUGAAGCUGACGAGGGCUGGUUCGUCUUCAGGAGAUACUCGGACUUUCAGAGGUUGAAUGAGAAGCUGAAGGCACGUUUUCCAGGCUACAGGUUUGGUCUUUCUGACGACGAGGAAAACAACGACGGAGUCGUGGGAAAGCUGAGAAACCUGUUCCCGACCUUCCGCCUGGCCCUCCCACCCAAACGUUGGUUCAAGGACAACUUUGACCCUACCUUCCUUGAGGACAGAAUUCUGGGAUUGCAGGCCUUUGUCAAUAAUGUCAUUGGGCAUGUUGAUAUUGUUGACAGCGACCCUGUGCGAGAGUUCUUCUGUCUGGAUGACCCCCCUGACCCGCUGGACAGACUGGAGGAGAGUAGGGGUCUGAAUUUCAACACCAGGCGUAGCUUCUCUGAUUCUGUGGAAAUACAAGUUGCCCCUCUCCAGGCCCUGUGUGAGUCUCUGGAGGAGUGUGUGUACAACUUGAGAAGGGAAGUACUGGAGAAAAACCACGAAGUAGAAUCCCUGAAGGCCGAGUUGGCUCGGAGUAAAGCAAGGCAGGAAGAACUGGAGAGGCGACUAGGGUUGGGUGGACAAAGCAAUUCUCCUGCCCAGGGUAGUGAGGGCAGUCUUGCAGAGGCAGAUUUCCCAUCAGCCAUUGAGGCGGACCAGGGCCAGAUCCAGGACCAGGCAGCCAACAACACCAGCAGUGUGACAAUAGGCAGCCAGCAGUCAAGUGAGAACAGAUUGGUGUCUAAAAGUGGGCUCCUGACAUCUCCAGACACUUCUGCAAACGCAACCCCCGACACCUGGAACGACAGUGACUCCUCCCUCGCCCAGAACUUGCCCAAAUUCCACUCCACACCUGUCAUCUCACCUGCGCACCUGAAGAAGGACGCAGCUGCUAUCAGGAUCCAGGUGCAAUCUGCCUCGCCGCCGCUGCAAAGGGCACAGGUGAAGUGAAGGACCCCGGAGGCUGUUCGUUGUUUUCAGCGUUUUUUUCCAGAGAGUGGUGGCUUAAAACUGCAAUUUGAAACCAAAAGCAAUGUCAUAUCUGUUUAAAGCCACCCUUGGUUUAUCAAGAAUGUGUAUGCAAAUGUAUGUCCUUUUUAAAAAUUUUGAAAAAAAAAA